UCUACUCAAAUCGAACUUUAACAAAAUGGUAUAUGAUGAUGUCUCAAAACAGGACCAAAUUACAACUAAUAAUAAUGAGGAAGAGAAUUUUAUCUUGCCCAUGGACAAUAGUAAUUUAUCAUUUGCACCAACUUCAGCACCAAUUGGCACCUCAACAGGUCGUAAUAAUGAAUAG
Molecule: messenger RNA, 175 nt
Organism: Dentiscutata erythropus
Lineage: Eukaryota; Fungi; Glomeromycota; Glomeromycetes; Diversisporales; Gigasporaceae
Source: the annotation of a GenBank genome assembly